AGAAUAUGCAAGUCCAUUUUUAAGAGUAGGAAGCUCUAACUGACAUCUUUGGUCAUAUAAAAGAAGUAGAUGAGCAAAUUUUUGGUGUCAUAUUAGAAAAAUUAAGAAAGGAAAAAGUUUAAGACAUCAUUGGAUAUCUUUCAGAUAAAGGGACUCAAAGCCAAUUAGAAUCAUAUAUCUUACAAAAAGGAGAGAAUAUCACCCAGGCUGAUGUUAGAAAUGAUAUCAAAUUAAUCACAGAAGUCUUAAGAAAAUUAAAAGACCAUGGCUUCAAUAAGAUAGACUAUUCCUUUGAAGAAAAUGAAAAAUCCACAUAAAUAUUAAUUAAUAGAAUCAAGGAUAAUAGAUGGAUCCUUGAAUUUUUGUAAUUUUUAGUUCACCUCACAUCGAUUGAUGAAACUUUUAUAUAGGGUGGGUCUAAUUCAUUACAUAUAUUGGUUUAAAUGAAGGUUGAUCUUAGAAAUAAAAGUUUUGAAAAUAUUAAGAUUUAAAAUACUUCUUUAGUAGGAGCUAAUUUUGUUAGGUGUAAUUUUAGUGAAUCCUAAUUUUAUAAUGUCAACAUAAGUGGAAUUAAUCUGAAUGGAGCAUAAUUAUUUAAUUGUAAAUGGAAAGGCUUAAGAAUCAAUGAAUUGUAGAAAUUUAAUGGUCAUACUAAAUCUGUGUAAUCAGUUUGUUUCUCUCCGGAUGGAAAUACUUUAGCUUCUAGUGGUAAAGAUAAGUCGAUCCGUCUAUGGGAUGUCAAAAUAGGAUAAUAAAAAAAAAAAUUAAAUGGUCAUACUAGAGAAAUUAUGUCAGUCUGUUUUUCUCCUGAUGGAAAUACAUUAGCUUCUGGUAGUAAUGAUAAGUCUAUCCGUCUAUGGGAUGUCAAAACAGGAAAAUAAAAAGCCAAAUUAGAUUGUCAUUCAUAUGCUGUCUACUCAGUCUGUUUUUCUCCUGAUGUAAAUACAUUAGCUUCUGGUAGUGUAGAUAACUCUAUCCGUCUAUGGGAUGUCAAAACAGGAUAAUAAAAAGCCAAAUUAGAUGGUGAUACUCAUUAUGUCUACUCAGUCUGUUUCUCUCCUGAUGGAAAUACAUUAGCUUCUGGUAGU
Messenger RNA from Paramecium primaurelia, 1088 nucleotides. NCBI's taxonomy places the organism in Eukaryota, Ciliophora, Oligohymenophorea, Peniculida, Parameciidae. The record is from the annotation of a GenBank genome assembly.